AGCGAGUUACGCUACUGUGUAUGUAGUAUAUAUGGUACUAAAUGAUCGUUUGAUGUGAUUUAAAGAUUGUAAUGUUCUAUAAUUUGCAGUCCUUUUAGCAACUUGUUUGAACUAAUGGCUUGUGUUCGACGGAGUUGAUGAUUCGUUAAUGUACUUUUUGAUAGAAAAAUAAUUAUAGAUAUGGCGUCAGGAUUAGAGAGCUACGUAAAUCAUACGGUUUCUAUUAUCACGUCGGACGGUAGAAAUUUUAUUGGCACAUUAAAAGGCUUUGACCAAACUAUCAAUAUAAUCCUUGAUGAAUCACAUGAACGAGUUUAUAGUACGACUCAGGGAGUGGAGCAAGUUGUUUUGGGCCUACACAUCAUCAGAGGAGACAAUGUAGCGAUAGUGGGAGAAUUGGACGACGAGAUGGACGCACGAUUGGAUUUGUCGACGAUACGGGCUGAUCCUCUGAGCUCUAUUGUACAUUAACAGACACAACCGAUAAAAUAGAACGCAAUUAAAAUUGCCGCUUGUUUCUAACUGGGAAAAAGAAAACAGGAAUACAUUAGCAAAAAAAAGAUACAAAUCUUUGCGUAAGAUAUAUAUUGUAUAAAAAUCUUCCAUUUCUUAUGUCUAGAUACAUCUAUCAUAUAGUAUUUUGAAAAGCGCGAAGAGAAUUCAUACACAAUAAUAUUUACAUUAUUUGAAAGAAAAAGCACCGAAAACUCGCAUUCGCAUCAGUAAUCGUUCUCGUCUGUACAAAAGUCUUACUAUACAAUAGUCAACUGUCACAAAUGUACUUUCAUUCUACAUCAUAAUGUAGCAAUAAUAUUAAUAAUAAACGUAAAUAUAAUCC
Messenger RNA from Ooceraea biroi (clonal raider ant), 838 nucleotides. RefSeq names its product U6 snRNA-associated Sm-like protein LSm8. The record is from RefSeq and is a predicted model, not a curated record. Lineage: Eukaryota; Metazoa; Arthropoda; Insecta; Hymenoptera; Formicidae. Gene Ontology annotation, molecular function: mRNA binding. Gene Ontology annotation, biological process: mRNA splicing, via spliceosome. Gene Ontology annotation, cellular component: U6 snRNP; precatalytic spliceosome; U4/U6 x U5 tri-snRNP complex.